Messenger RNA from Ricinus communis (castor bean), 817 nucleotides. Its product is annotated as dnaJ homolog subfamily C member 10. The coding region runs from base 157 to 657 and encodes 166 amino acids. The transcript has a single exon. Lineage: Eukaryota; Viridiplantae; Streptophyta; Magnoliopsida; Malpighiales; Euphorbiaceae. The record is from RefSeq and is a predicted model, not a curated record.
AGUCCUCUUUUAACUACAAAACCCUUUCCUCUUAUUUAGUAUCGCCGCCUUCGAUCCAUUGAUUUUCUGUCUGAAGAUUUCUCCUAUCUUUAACACCCUUGUAUUGUUUUUAGAAUUGCUUCCUUUGAUCCAUUGCUUUUCUCAUCAUAAACAACAAUGGCUGUCCUGGUGGAUCACUACAGCGUGUUAGGCCUUGCAUCUAUUACAGGACCUAACCUGACAGACGAAGAAAUCUCCAAGGCUUUUAAGAGGAUGGCAUUGCAGUUACAUCCUGACAAGAACCCCCGUAAUCCCAAUGCCAAUUCCAGUUUCCAGAAACUGCUCUCCUCCUAUGAAAUUCUCAAACAUCCAAUUUCCCGCAAAGAAUUUGAUCAUCUUCUUCAAGUUCAACAACAACGUCAGAAUCAGGCUCAGAAUUAUCAUCAGAAUCAUCAUCAGUGUGGCAACAAGCGGCAGAGAGAUCAACAAGAAGAGUCUUCCAAGAAGCGUCCGAGACAACCCAUGGAUCCAAAGACGCCUUCUGAACCACCAAAGGAGCCUUCUUUCUCAAAGAAGAAAUUCGUUUCGGAAUUUGAUCGCAUUAGUAAAUUAGUUGCUCAAGGUGGUAUUCACAAAUUGGCAGUUAACGAAGGCUAUCAUCAUAUUAGAUUGUUUUAGACUUUAAUAUGUUUAGUAGUAUGGGUAUGUAUUACUAGCAAAUUUACCGAAACGAGAUAUGUAAUUCUUUUGGUACGAAUGAGAAAACUCAAUUCAGUUAUUGCUAUGUAUUAUGUUGCAGUCUUUGAUCUUCAUAUAAUGCUUGAUGUUGCAAGGUUUA